Molecule: messenger RNA, 1320 nt
Organism: Haemonchus placei
Lineage: Eukaryota; Metazoa; Nematoda; Chromadorea; Rhabditida; Trichostrongylidae
Source: the annotation of a GenBank genome assembly
UUGAGGUAUCCGUUUUUAUUCGAAAAGCGGAAAAAUCGAGAGAAUUCGCCGAAUUCGAGAAAAUAUGGCUUCUCAAAAGUAAGGAAAAUAGAGGUUAGACGCGAUUGCCAUGACGGAAAUGACAUGGAAGGGGUAUUCGGACGCGAGUUACUGCAGUCUUUUAUACGACUCCUUGCAAGAAUUCAGGAGAAAUCAUUAGACCGAGAUGGGCGGGGUGUAGCAGCUAUCAAAGAGAAAUCCAUUCUUGGUGGGCCAGCGUCGUCGAUACCACGCUAUGCCCGGGUAAAUACACUGAAGUGGACUAUGGAAGAAGCCACGGAACAAUUAAAGAACGAAGAUUGGAAGGUUAUCUGCCUAACACACGAAGACAACUUCAUUGACCGCGUCAGUAGCAUGGCAGAAAAUGAAGUCAUUGUUGACCCACAUGUGGAAAAUUUGCUGAUUUUUCCGCACUCCAAAGAGUUCCAUCGAUAUUGGCCCGUGGAACAACGCUAUCUCAUUCUUCAAGAUAAGGCAUCUUGUUUACCUGCAUACGUGCUUGCUCCUCUUCCCGGAUCUCAUGUUUUUGAUACAUGUGCGGCUCCAGGAAUGAAGACAAGCCACGCUGCUGCCAUCCUUGGAGGGACUGGGUUAGUAAUCUGGGCAACAGAUCGGUCAGAGGAUCGGAUAGAAACGAUGAAACAAAUUCUGGAAGAGUGUGAGGUUAAAAAUGCCACUAUUCUCCACGGAGACUUCCUCAAAACUGAUGUGAACGCAAAAAAGUUUUCUGAGGUGAAGUACGCAAUCGUUGAUCCUCCGUGUUCCGGUUCUGGUAUGGUAAAACGAAUGGAUGAACUUACAGGUGGUAAUGCUCAAGCAGAGCGUUUAGCAAAACUAAGGAAUCUUCAGACCAUGAUAUUAAAACAUGCUCUGAAGUUUCCAAAUUUGCAACGCGCUGUCUACUCAACAUGUUCUAUUUUUGAAGAAGAGAAUGAAAUGGUAGUGGAUGAGGUUUUACUUGAUACCUAUGUGCGCCAGAAUUUUCAUCUGGCUUCAUCUGUGUUGCCAACUUGGAACCAUAGAGGAUUGGACACAUAUGAUUUUGGCGCAGACUGCCUCCGCGCUGAUCCUUCCAAGACUUUGACGAAUGGUUUUUUUGUUGCUGUUUUUGAGAGAACAUCUGCUGAAGAGAGAGUUCGAAGCGAAAGUUCGAACAACAAAAUGUGUAAAAUGAAUGAAGAUGGCCGAAACACAACAGCGGUGAAGAAAAAAAGGAAAAGAAAAAUGGGGCUAGAAGGGUGCGGUGGUGAAGUUAAAGUUGCAAAACGUAAAAGUUUGUAA